Molecule: messenger RNA, 861 nt
Organism: Drosophila subpulchrella
Lineage: Eukaryota; Metazoa; Arthropoda; Insecta; Diptera; Drosophilidae
Gene: Ssk
Product: protein snakeskin
Exons: 4
Coding region: 175-663 (162 amino acids)
Biological process (GO): septate junction assembly
Source: RefSeq, a predicted model, not a curated record
UACAAAUUCUAGGCGACAAUACGAACUGGGCGAGCAACAGGUUGCCUUUCAGUGAUAUUUUCCAUUUAGUCGACGAACGACAACGAUACGAACACGAAUCAUUUUGUUUGUAGUUUCCGCGUGAAAAUUACAGAAAAGAUUCCAAACGAAAACAAAAUCAUCAUCUAGUGCAAAAUGGUAUCCGUUGAGACAGUUGGUUCUAUUUUCAUCAAGGCCCUGAAGCUGAUCAUCAACCUGGUGAUCAUCUUCCUGUACCGUUGGGGCGAUGGUGGCGAAUUCUUGGGCAUUGGCGGCACUUGGAAUCUGAACGAGGAGAAGAGCGCCGAUGCGGAAAUCGUGGCCUCGGGCGUUAUGGUUGGAUUUUUGAUUUACACUGGAUGCCACACAAUCGCCUUUGCCUUCGGCACCACCAAACAUAAGGGAGAGCUCUGUGACACCAUCAUGAACGUGGUUGGCUGCAUUAUGUGGAUCGCCGUGGGCGGAGUGGCCCUGCAUUACUGGAAGGGUUACAUGUCCGACGAGGGAUUCCUGUAUGUGAACUCGGAGCGCCAGGUGGGCAUUGCCAUGGGAUCGCUGUGCGUCAUCGAGGGCGCACUGUACCUGCUGGACACCGUUUUGGCCUGCAUACAUUAUUCGAAGGGCGACACCGACUACACGCAGUAAAAGUGGAGCCGUGGGGAAGACAAUCGCAAUCGCCGAAUAAACUUAGAUCGAUUUAAGUGCAAAUUAGUUUUUAUCCACAAUCAAAUUACGUUCGUAAGGGUCAAUUGUCGCUGUACUAUAUACUAACUGUUUAAUGUUUUCAUUCACGUUUCACAGCCUAGAUUUGGCAAAUACAAAUAGUUAAGACCACGCCACGGA